UCUGGUGUCUGUCUGUGUGUGUAUGAGUUCUCAUAAGCCAACUCAGCUCUGAGGGACAUUGUGAUUAAGCGGCUGAACUGAUCUCAUUGACAUUUCAGAUUAUCACUCUGCAGGGCUCGUCUGCCUUCUUAUCUCCUUCCUCUGCAAGGGUCUAUGUCACUGAUACAGGAUUAAGAUAGCCCUUUACAGUAAGUAAGUGAUGAUGAUGAUGGUGAGUGAUGACUGUCUGGUGGAGUGUAAGAUCGAUGACGACAGUGAUGAGUACGAUGACAGAGAAGGAGAACAGAUAACCACGCCUCCUCCUCCUCCUGAGUUUGCAUCAAAAGUCCCGACUCCAGCGUCCAAACCUCCAACCCCUUCCACGGCCCCUGCUACGCCCACACCGACCCAUACACCCACAUCCACCCGUACGCCAUCACCCACCCUUCCGGUCAACAGGGACCCUCAUGGCAUCAACCAGCACCUUAAGGUAGAGGUCAGUGACGUACUGGCAGAGCCCGCCACACCUCAUAGCAUUGAUCGAGUGUGGCUUCACAGCGUGGUUGGCUUUGAGAAGACUCGCAUCUGGACGUACCGCUGCCUCUCCUUGCUGUUUGCAGUUCCUUUAGCUCUUCUUUGUGGAAUCUCACUGGCCAUUCUCGCCUGUCUACAUGUCUGGUUUGUGGUGCCUUGCAUACAGCUGAGCACCACCUUCCUUCCCUGCCUGCGGUCUUUAUGUAUGUGUGGUGUUAAUGUUUUUAUCACUCCCUUCUGUACAUCUCUUGCUCUCUGCUGCAGCCAAAUUGGCGUAACACUGUCGAACAAGGACUACCAUCAAAUGAGAGACAAAGAGACUGCAUGAAUGAGAGACAUAGCGAGUGUUAUCGAGUGACUGAAUAAGUGAGAGAGAGAUUGAUUAUUUUAUAAAAAUGUUCAUGUGUCUUUUUUUGGUUUUAUAAUUGGCAUGGUUCCGCAAUUUUUUCAUGUUAAUGCUGUUUGAUAUGUUUUAUAUGUGUAAAGUCAGUUCAUAG
Molecule: messenger RNA, 1010 nt
Organism: Trematomus bernacchii (emerald rockcod)
Lineage: Eukaryota; Metazoa; Chordata; Actinopteri; Perciformes; Nototheniidae
Gene: cav4b
Exons: 4
Coding region: 200-841 (213 amino acids)
Biological process (GO): caveola assembly
Cellular component (GO): caveola
Molecular function (GO): molecular adaptor activity
Source: RefSeq, a predicted model, not a curated record